CAGGAAGUCACACACUUAGGGAGUGGCCGGCAGUAAAACAGCCCUAUCCUAUGGACUGUGCCGCGGGUUCUGUAAAUUAACCCCAUACAGCCCGGCCUCUCUGCUGCAGGAAAUAGUGCAAAACAAAAACCCUCUCUUACUUUCAGUUUCAAUUCCAGCUGCCGAGGGACGAGACCACCUUGGGGGCCACUACUUAGGGGGACAUGGGGAAGACGGUGAGAGACGUCCUGGUCCAGGCUCUGGAGAACCUGGAAAAAAAAUCAUUUAAGAAGUUCAAGAACAAGUUAAAUGACUGGGAAAUCAAGGAAGGAUUCAGCAGGAUCCCCAAAGGUAAGCUGGAGGAAGCCGACCCCGAGGACGUGGCUGAUCUGAUCAGAAGAUACUACAAGGAUUUCUAUGGGAUCGAGGUCUCCCUGGCCGUUCUAGAAGCCAUAGAAGAGAAGACGGAGGCUGAGGAGCUCAGGAACGGCGUCAAGACGGUGAAUGGCGGUGCCGUCCGGGGGCCCAGCUCGGGGGCAGGUCAGGGAGCCACAUCCAGAGUUGAGCAGAGGCCCGGAGGCUCCUUAGAAUGUGUCCCGAAUCCUCAGUAUAAUCCAAUGGACAUGGAGCAUUUUGUGGAUCGGCAUCGCGCUGCACUGAUAUCACGGGUGGUUCUGGUGGCUCCGAUCAUAGAUGACCUCUAUGGACGACUACUAACACGUGAAGCCUAUGAGACCGUGCGCAGCAGGGCGACCUCUUCGGAGCAGAUGCGGGAGCUCUUCCGUAAUGUGGAAUCCUGGGGAAACGAAGACAAGGAUCAGUUCCUGAAAUCUCUGAGAAAACAUAACUCUCCGCUCAUCAGGGAUCUUGAAGCAAAGAAAUACUACAACCCCAGCAUAGACCGCUGCCUGGUGUGUGUGGAGGAUCGCCCGGACAUGGCAGAUGGGGAGCAUUUUGUGGACAGACAUCGCGCUGAGCUGAUAAGACGGGUGAAACAGGUGGAUCCGAUCCUGGAUGAUCUCUAUCAGCAUAAGCUGCUGACAACCGAAGCCUAUGACACCGUGCGCAGCAAGGCGACCUCUCAGAGGCAGAUGCGGGAGCUCUUCCGUCACGUGGAAUCCUGGGGGAAUAAAGACAAGGAUCAGUUCCUGAAAUCUCUGAGAAAAAAUAACCAACCGCUCAUCAGGGAUCUGGAAUAGGAUUGUGAUUAGAGAGCUAGCUCCUCUGGUCAGUGCUUCAAGGCAGCGGUUAUAAUAAACGGGUAUGUCGGCGCUCACGGCUGUCUUGGUGUUUGUGUCUAUCGAA
This is a messenger RNA of Bufo gargarizans (Asiatic toad), 1284 nucleotides long. RefSeq names its product apoptosis-associated speck-like protein containing a CARD. Gene Ontology annotation, biological process: innate immune response; inflammatory response; regulation of apoptotic process. The record is from RefSeq and is a predicted model, not a curated record. Lineage: Eukaryota; Metazoa; Chordata; Amphibia; Anura; Bufonidae. The transcript is spliced from 5 exons. Bases 204 to 1178 code for a protein of 324 amino acids.